Messenger RNA from Actinia tenebrosa (Australian red waratah sea anemone), 2665 nucleotides. RefSeq names its product exocyst complex component 4. The record is from RefSeq and is a predicted model, not a curated record. NCBI's taxonomy places the organism in Eukaryota, Metazoa, Cnidaria, Anthozoa, Actiniaria, Actiniidae. Gene Ontology annotation, biological process: exocytosis; Golgi to plasma membrane transport; chemical synaptic transmission. Gene Ontology annotation, cellular component: synapse; exocyst; growth cone membrane.
ACUGUAUCUGUUUUAUAUAUUAAUAUUAUACCAUUGGUACAAUUACAGUUACAGAGACAGUGCCAAGUAUCCAGACACCUGUGGGGAAUUUCCAAAAAACACACACAAGAUCUGCAUCAAGAUCACUGAUGCUUGAACAAGGUAGCACUGAAACAGACAUCAACAGCAAGAUUGGCGAUGAGCUCGUUGAAGAUCUCAAUGUUGAUCCUGAAAAAGACAGCGAUCAUUUCAUGACAUUGCUGAUUGAAUCCUUAGCACUGUUGGGCAAGAUACCUGAAGCAAUUGAGGCUAUUAAGGGAAGAAUGAAAAUGGAGAUGUCACUGAUAGUCCACAGAGCAACUUCACAAGUUAUUGAAAGAGCUGGAAGAGAGGGAGAACCAAUUGCACAACAGAAUCAGCCUCAUUUGUUACUUGAACUGUUUGAAGUGAUCUUUGACAAGUUCCGGGGUGUGGCACAUGCUCACAGUGUGAUUCUUGCUGCAAUUGAAAGACUCAUUGGGAUGGGAAAAGACAGAGAAGCAACAGACCUUGAGGAAACAAAUGUCUACAAGAUUGAUGCUGUUUGGUAUGAAAUACAGUUUGCACUUCAAGUUCUUCUCAACGACUACCUUGAUUACCUGGAUGUAGAGAACAUUGUGUCAUCUAAACAGACGUCAGCUACUUUCUCUGAUUCUGACAGUGACAUAUCGGUAUUCUUUCUGCCAAGGAGAAGAGGUGCUUCCAGGAAUGAACUUAGAACGCCGUUGUUUAGGUUUGAAUGCUCAUCGUCAGCCAUCAGCAUGAAUACUUACAUCAGAGAGAGACGUCAAGAGUGUAUGGCGGGCACUGGGGUGUCAGCUAUGGAUGAUGGCUAUGGUGAACAGCUACACAAUACUAAACCAGAGUUAGUAUGCCGACCAGACCCUAGAAAUAUCACAGUUGUAUUUUCGCCAAUAAUGGAAUUUGUAAAGGAAAUAGAGCAAGUCAUCAGUGUGCAACCAGGGAUGAAAUGCACUUUGUAUGGAUUUAUCACAGACUACGUGAAGGACAUUUUUGUUGAGAAAAUAAAGUUUGAAAUCACAGAGAAAUUGGAAGCUGUUUCCCACUCCCAGUCUAAAGGUGUGGAUGCUUUUAAACACCUUGCUGAUGCAAAUACACUGAAGACACUUGGUGCUGCAAGACCAUUACUACAGAGUACUGUGACAUUGUAUCAUCUGAUGCAAGACCUAAAGAACCUCAUGCAUAAUCUACCACAGUAUUCCAGUCAGUUCCUGGAAAUGAUCUGUAAAACCCUUACCAACUAUAAAGAGAACUGCCAUUCAACUUACAAAGAACUCUUACGUUAUUCUGGAGACAGAGACAAACCAACCAAAAUCAUCAGUGGCACGUGGGCUAAAGAUGAAGAUAUUAGCCGCCUUCUGAGGUCUCUUCCUAAUUGGACCAAUCUUCAGCAGCAGCACCACAGACAGAGAAAGGAAGAGGAAGAAGACCUGGAGGCAAUCAAGAUCAGAAAUGCACGGGGAUCAGAAAUAUUGACUAGUAACCUAGGAGAACACAUCUUGUCAAAGUCUGAAGUUCUUCUGGAUGUUGGAGAUCUUAAAACACUUGCUAAUCUUCAAGAAAGUAUGGAAUGGUUUGGGAACCACAUUCGAUUGUUUAGUACCGGUUUGUCAGCUCAGUCAACGUCCAUCAGUAUUGUUACCUCAGAGACACAGGAAAGGAUCAAAGCUCUAAACCCACAUCAAAAGGAAGUGUACUGUAGAUCUGGAUUCAUGUUUCUGCAGGGAAAGAAUUGGCAAGAAAUACCUCCCGUGACAGACGAAAUCCUCAAAUCACUGACUUCUCUUGCAGAGGAUUUCCAGCAGCUAGCAGAAACGUGUAUUCUUGUUCUUCACCUUGAGAUACGUUGUCAUUGUUUUUAUUAUCUCAUGCCUGCUGUCAGAAUGUCUAGUUACGUGUGCAAUAUGGAUGCUGUUGAUCCUGAUCCAUCAGUCAUUGCAUUAAACAAAGAUCUGACGUCUUUAGAGGAGAUAGCAACAGCUUGUCUGGCACAGCACAAAUUCAGGUAUCUGUUUGAAGGUCUUGGUCAUCUUGUGUCAUCCAUCCUGAUAUCUAAUCUUGCUUUUAUUAAGAAGAUUAAUCAAAAUGGCAUCAAAAAGAUGUGCCGCAACAUCUUUGCUCUUCAGCAAAAUCUAACCAACAUCACCUUGUCCAGAGAAGGUGAUUUAGACAAAGCACGUCAGUACUAUGAACUGUUGUAUCUUAACCAAGACGGUGUCCUGACACUCAUAGUUGAGCAAGGAGCCAAGUACACAGAGCUGGAAUACACCAACAUUCUACAGCUCCAAGCAAGAAGCAUGACAGUCAGGGAUAAUCCAGCCUUAGAACAGAGAUUGAAAAGACUGAAAGACAUUGUCAAGGAACCCACUAAUGCCACCACCUAAAAAYGUGCAAGUCCAAUUUCAAAUGUUAAAAGGUUUUGGCAACUAUAUAUAAAACUUGUUAACAGACCUUUUGGUCAGGAGCACUCUUUUUUCCAUUUCAUUCUAAGUUUUAAACAAGGCUUGUUUAUUUUAGUCAUAUCUUAUACACCAUUUUCUCAAGGUUGCAYACUCAUCCAAAUAAAAGAAAAUUGACGAGCAACAAUACCAGAACAGGAGCUUUAUAAUGAGAAUUAUCAUACAUU